This is a messenger RNA of Scomber scombrus (Atlantic mackerel), 9635 nucleotides long. It is a transcript of the gene cltca, whose product is annotated as clathrin, heavy chain a (Hc). The record is from RefSeq and is a predicted model, not a curated record. NCBI's taxonomy places the organism in Eukaryota, Metazoa, Chordata, Actinopteri, Scombriformes, Scombridae. Gene Ontology annotation, biological process: intracellular protein transport; clathrin coat assembly; mitotic cell cycle. Gene Ontology annotation, cellular component: clathrin-coated endocytic vesicle; clathrin coat of trans-Golgi network vesicle; spindle. Gene Ontology annotation, molecular function: structural molecule activity; clathrin light chain binding. The transcript has 28 exons. The coding region runs from base 3069 to 7829 and encodes 1586 amino acids.
GUGCUGACUUGCAGCCUGUGUAGGAAGUCUGAUAGUAUCUGAUAGCAGCAUUGAUUUGAUUACGCGUGUGCCUGAUGAGUCUUUCUUCUGUCAUAAGUAGUAACAGAUGAGUAAUGAAAUGGCUCAAGAAGACACUCUGGAUAAUAACCUGUGAAGGGUGUACAAAUGAGAAUUGAAAGUGUAGAUUUGAUUGCUGUUAAGAGUUAAGGAGCACUUGUUUUCCAGUAGCAACAGCAGCCAUGUGUGUUUGGCUGUGUCUGUUCAGCUCUUGUGCUUGUCCCUAUCCAACUAUUAGAAUAACAUUUUAUGAGCCAAGCAGCUUGUGUCCAAGGAUUGUUGGCUACGCUAUCUCCCAGUGGUUAAAGUUUUACGCAAUGAAAUAGGUCCUUUAGUUUUCCUUGUAAGCUAUUAUUUUGAUCACUUAAAGGAGCAGUUUGUAGAAAUUUGUGGCAAGCAUGUAGGACAACCUACAGCGGCUGCGAAACUCAUGAAAAACAUGAAAGGCCCUCUCUAGAGCCAGUGUGUGGCUUGUCCAUUUUGGGCUAUUGUAAAAUUGGAUGGUGCAACAAGGUGGGCUCAGUGGAAGAGGACCCGCUCCUUCUGUAGAUAUAAAGCACUCAGUCUAAGGUGAUUAUACACUGUGGCUUUAAUAUAUUAUAUUCCAUUUCUGCCAAGUAUCUUAUGCUGUAUGCCACUAAAUUCUCCACACUGCACCUUUAAAAUGAUCCACAGAGCAUGAACAUAGAACAUGACCAAACAGUUUACCCCACUUCAUUUUACUUAUAUAAUUGUGUUAACCAGGUUUGAUUAUACUGGUGUCAAUCAGUUCAUAUUAAUGUUUCACAAUGAGGAAUGAGGAGGUGAUAAUGGGUAGAAUGUCAUUUCUGUUGUGUUGAUGCUGCCGUGGUUAAUGCUAGAAGGACAUGGCCCUAAACCUAUUUUAAAUGCACUCAACAUUUCUUUGCUGAGGUCAUGGUACAAUGUACAGUUGUAAACAGUGCACUGAACUUUGAUAGAUCUCCGCAGGCAUGUGACAUAGAGACCUGAGUAGGAGUGAGCAUUAUAGUAUAUCGCUGCACAUUAUGCUGCCUGUCACAAAGUUAACACAUAAGGGUUUGUUCCCAGUUUAUACCAGUUAUUAAGAAUGAAAAAUACCCAGAUCUUUGAAAAAGAAGCAGAUUGGUUUAAAGUGACUUUCACCCUGAUUUCAUUACUCAGCAUAUCCAAAAGUUUUUGGGCUGCUAGAAGACACUGAUUACUGUAGUUGAGUCCUACACAUACAAUAGCAUCAAAGUAAAGCACAUUCCUCAUCAGCCACCACUCACAGGAGUCGUGUAAAAAAGUGGACGAUGUAUGUGAUGACGUUAAAAUGAACCUCAUCAGUGUCUGUAAAGCUCCAGAUCCACAUUGGCUCAAGUUGUGUAGUACCUGUGUGUUCCUUAGGGUCAGUGUAGACCCUUCCUCACUCCCCCUCCUCACCCCCUCCCUCCACCCCCACUGUCUUUUCCUGCUCAGUCUACCAUAAUGAUGCUUCUCAGCCGACCUCGUCAUGUGACUCAGUAUUGAGCCUUAACCGUCUCAUGUAACCACGUCUGAAGGAUGGACACAAUGCGCACACACACACCUCCCAACAGCUGAUCAUGAUUCAAUUAAAAAAAAAGAAAAAAGAAAUCCCUUUUGCUUGCUCUUUGAAAUUUGGCUGCUGCUGCAAGUGGUCAAUUCGCCACCACACUGCUUACUGUACUCUGAUCCCAUGGCUUAGUGAUGAAUGAUCUUGACGGUUGUGCUAACGCAUUGGUCUUUGCUUUUUUUUUCUUUUUUUUUCUCACUCUGUUGAUGAGUACUGAAUAAUGAGCAAACAAGGGAGUCACACUGCUUCUUAAUAAAAGCUUUAGCUCACUAAAUUAACCUUAACUAAUAAAAAACAAAAAUGCAGGUGAGUGAACCGAUUCUAAAAACAUCAAAUCUCUGGUGUGUUAUCCAGACGUGUCAAAAAACAUACAUAACUUCUAAUGUAGAUAAUCAACCAUAAUCAUUAUUGGAGACUUUUCCUGCAACUCUUGUCUCAACGUCCCUUUUAUGGCUUAUAAUGUAUCCCUCUCCCUUAAUUAUGACGCUCCGUCUCUGUUUGACUGUCCUAUUCCACUGUUAUAUUGACUCAGAUGCAGAUGUGUUUGCCUUUUUUGUGAGUUGUUUGUUUUCCUUGUUUCUCCCCUUCUGUCUGCUUUGUUUCUGUCUAUGAAGGCUGUUCGUUUGAUGGGGUGGGCCACGUAGUCGGACAUAACAAUACAAUACACAGUACACAUACUGAUUACAUUUCAUAAACAUCUUGUUAGAGUUUUGUUCAAAUUAGUGAAAUACUGUGUUUAUUAGUCCGUAUUGUAUAAAUUUUACUUCAUACUGAUCAUUGCUAAGAGUGCUAACGAAUAAGGUAUAGUAUGCAUGUGUUCAAUCAUCCACAUUCACAGACCACAAAAAGCACUCGUGAUUUUGUCUCUCAGUUUUGCUCACUGUGUUAAGUUAAUGCACAUUGAGAGUAACUUCCCUACUUACUCCUAAUUUAUUCAUUUACCUAUAAUUGCACAUGCACCUGGCAUUAGGUGACUCUGAAGUUAUGUGUUCUUAUUGGACUGUCAAUUCAUAAAAGAUUACAUAAUAGUUACAAUAGGAUAAUGUACUUGGCUAGAAGUGCACAUAAUCAACACAUUGACGCCGUUGUCUAGCUUCUCAUGUGGCUGAAAUUUAAUUCACUUGUUCUAUUUGUUGUCUAUGCUUGUUGUCUCACUACACUUCAAAUAUGACACGAUUUCCGACUACAGCAUGUGCGGCAUCCCCUAUCUAUCAGUCAUGGCGUCCUUGCCUGAUGACCUCUGUGCCAUGACUACCAAUAUUUCAAAUUUGAAUCUCCCUUUCCUAUUACAAAUUUGGUGUUUCUUUUUCCUACGAAUGAAUGAUUGGGUGUUUGCAGACUCGCAGUUUGUCAGUAACUAUAACAGGCUUCUUGGGGCCCGGCUCCUGCCCUCUUUCCCACUCUAGCCGCCAAAACUCUUCAGAUCUUCAACAUUGAGAUGAAGAGCAAGAUGAAGGCACACACCAUGACGGACGAUGUUACCUUCUGGAAGUGGAUCUCCCUCAACACAGUUGCCCUUGUGACUGACAAUGCCGUCUACCACUGGAGCAUGGAGGGUGACUCUCAGCCCGUGAAAGUCUUCGACCGCCACUCCAGCCUGGCAGGCUGCCAGAUUAUCAACUACCGCACUGACGCCAAGCAGAAAUGGCUCCUGCUCAUCGGUAUCUCAGCCCAGCAAAAUCGGGUGGUGGGAGCCAUGCAGCUGUACUCUGUUGACAGAAAGGUUUCUCAGCCCAUCGAAGGCCAUGCCGCCAGCUUUGCCCAGUUCAAGAUGGAGGGAAACACAGAGGAAUCGACUCUGUUCUGCUUUGCUGUCAGAGGCCAGGCUGGAGGAAAGUUGCACAUCAUUGAAGUGGGGACCCCACCAACUGGCAACCAGCCAUUUCCAAAGAAAGCAGUGGACGUUUUCUUCCCUCCAGAAGCUCAGAACGACUUCCCUGUGGCCAUGCAGAUAAGCUCCAAGCAGGAUGUGGUUUUCCUUAUUACCAAAUAUGGUUACAUCCACCUUUAUGACUUGGAGACAGGCACAUGCAUCUACAUGAACCGCAUCAGUGGAGAGACCAUCUUUGUCACCGCUCCACAUGAGGCCACCUCCGGCAUUAUCGGCGUCAACAGGAAGGGACAGGUGCUGUCAGUCUGUGUGGAAGAGGAGAACAUCAUCCCUUACAUCACUAACGUGCUGCAGAAUCCAGAUCUGGCUCUCCGUCUAGCUGUCCGCAACAACCUCGCUGGCGCAGAAGAGCUCUUUGCACGCAAGUUCAACAACCUGUUUGCGGCCGGCAACUACUCCGAGGCUGCCAAGGUGGCUGCCAAUGCACCAAAGGGUAUCCUGCGAACCCCAGAUACCAUCCGUCGCUUCCAGGGUGUUCCCACUCAGCCAGGCCAGACCUCCCCCCUGCUGCAGUACUUUGGCAUCCUGUUGGACCAAGGCCAGCUCAACAAGUUUGAAUCCCUGGAGCUCUGCAGGCCCGUCCUCCAGCAGGGACGAAAGCAGCUUUUGGAGAAGUGGCUGAAGGAAGACAAGUUGGAGUGCUCUGAAGAACUGGGCGACCUGGUGAAGGCAGUGGAUCCCACCUUGGCCCUCAGUGUCUACCUGAGAGCCAACGUCCCCAACAAGGUCAUCCAGUGCUUUGCAGAGACUGGACAGUUCCCCAAGAUUGUCCUGUACGCUAAGAAGGUGGGCUACACUCCAGACUGGAUCUUCCUGCUGAGGAAUGUGAUGCGGAUCAACCCAGAACAAGGCCUGCAGUUUGCCCAGAUGCUGGUCCAAGAUGAAGAGCCACUGGCUGACAUUACACAGAUUGUGGAUGUGUUCAUGGAAUACAACCUGAUCCAGCAGUGCACUUCAUUCCUCCUGGACGCUCUGAAGAACAACAGACCAUCAGAGGGACCACUGCAGACUCGCCUACUGGAGAUGAACCUCAUGCAUGCUCCACAGGUUGCUGACGCUAUCCUGGGCAACCAGAUGUUCACCAACUACGACCGCGCCCACAUCGCCCAACUGUGUGAGAAGGCUGGACUCCUGCAGAGGGCUCUGGAGCACUACACUGACCUGUAUGACAUCAAGCGCGCUGUGGUGCACACACACCUCCUCAACCCAGAGUGGCUGGUGAACUUCUUUGGCUCGUUGUCCGUGGAGGACUCACUGGAGUGCCUCAGGGCCAUGCUGUCGGCCAACAUCCGCCAGAACCUGCAGAUCUGUGUCCAGGUGGCCUCCAAGUACCACGAGCAGCUAACCACACAGUCUCUCACUGAGCUCUUUGAGUCAUUCAAGAGCUUUGAAGGUCUGUUCUACUUCCUGGGCUCUAUCGUGAACUUCAGUCAGGACCCUGAAGUUCACUUCAAAUACAUCCAGGCAGCCUGCAAGACGGGCCAGAUCAAAGAGGUGGAGAGGAUCUGUAGAGAGAGCAACUGCUACGACCCUGAGCGCGUCAAGAACUUCCUCAAGGAAGCCAAACUCACCGACCAGCUGCCACUCAUCAUCGUCUGCGACCGCUUCGACUUCGUCCACGACCUGGUGCUCUACCUGUACCGCAACAACCUGCAGAAGUACAUUGAGAUCUAUGUUCAGAAGGUGAAUCCUAGCCGUCUGCCCGUGGUGGUUGGAGGUCUCUUGGACGUGGACUGCUCAGAGGAUGUCAUCAAGAGCCUGAUCCUGGUCGUCAGGGGACAGUUCUCCACUGAUGAACUGGUCGCUGAGGUGGAAAAGAGGAACAGACUGAAGCUCCUGCUGCCCUGGCUGGAGUCUCGUAUCCAUGAAGGCUGUGAGGAGCCCGCCACCCACAAUGCCCUGGCCAAGAUCUACAUCGACAGCAACAACAACCCCGAACGCUUCCUGAGGGAAAAUCCCUUCUACGACAGCCGCGUGGUGGGAAAGUACUGCGAGAAGAGAGACCCACACCUGGCCUGUGUGGCCUACGAGAGAGGACAGUGUGACCAGGAGCUGAUUAAUGUCUGCAAUGAGAACUCCCUUUUCAAGAGCUUGUCUCGCUACCUGGUCCGUCGCAAAGAUCCCGAGCUGUGGGCCAGUGUGCUGCUGGAGAGCAACCCCUUCAGACGUCCACUCAUUGACCAGGUGGUGCAGACAGCGCUGUCAGAAACCCAGGACCCAGAGGAGGUAUCAGUCACUGUCAAGGCCUUCAUGACCGCCGACCUGCCCAACGAGCUCAUCGAGCUGCUGGAGAAGAUUGUGUUGGACAACUCCGUCUUCAGUGAACACAGAAAUCUGCAGAACCUGCUGAUCCUGACAGCAAUCAAAGCCGACCGCACUCGCGUGAUGGAAUACAUCAACAGACUUGACAACUACGACGCCCCCGACAUCGCAAACAUCGCCAUCAGCAACGAGCUCUUCGAGGAGGCCUUCGCCAUCUUUAAGAAGUUUGACGUCAACACCUCCGCAGUGCAGGUGCUGAUCGAGCAUAUUGGCAACCUGGACCGGGCUUACGAGUUUGCAGAGCGCUGCAAUGAGCCGGCUGUGUGGAGCCAGCUGGCAAAGGCUCAGUUACAGAAGGAGCUGGUCAAGGAGGCCAUCGACUCCUACAUCAAAGCUGACGACCCCUCUGCAUACAUGGAGGUGGUACAGGCUGCUGAUAAGAGCGGAAACUGGGAGGACUUGGUCAAAUUCCUUCAGAUGGCUCGUAAGAAGGCCCGCGAGUCCUAUGUGGAGACAGAGCUGAUCUUUGCUUUGGCCAAAACCAACCGCCUGGCUGAACUGGAGGAGUUCAUCAACGGACCCAACAAUGCUCACAUCCAGCAGGUUGGUGACCGCUGCUACGAUGAGAAAAUGUACGACGCUGCUAAGCUGCUGUACAACAACGUCUCCAACUUCGGUCGUCUGGCUUCGACCCUCGUGCACCUCGGGGAGUACCAGGCCGCUGUGGACGGCGCCCGCAAGGCCAACAGCACCCGCACCUGGAAGGAGGUGUGCUUCGCCUGCGUGGACGGAAAGGAAUUCAGACUGGCCCAGAUGUGCGGCCUCCACAUCGUCGUGCACGCUGACGAGCUGGAAGAGCUCAUCAACUACUACCAGGACCGCGGUUACUUUGAGGAGCUGAUCACCAUGCUGGAGGCGGCACUGGGCCUGGAGCGCGCUCACAUGGGAAUGUUCACCGAGCUGGCCAUCCUCUACUCCAAGUUCAAGCCCCAGAAGAUGAGGGAGCAUCUGGAGCUCUUCUGGUCCAGAGUCAACAUCCCGAAGGUCCUGAGAGCAGCGGAGCAGGCUCACCUGUGGGCCGAGCUGGUGUUCCUGUACGACAAGUACGAGGAGUUCGACAACGCUAUCAUCACCAUGAUGAACCACCCAACAGACGCCUGGAAGGAGGGACAGUUCAAAGACAUCAUCACCAAGGUGGCUAACGUGGAACUGUACUACAAAGCCGUCCAGUUCUAUUUGGAGUUCAAGCCCUUGUUACUGAAUGAUCUGCUCAUAGUGCUCUCACCCAGACUGGACCACUCCCGUGCUGUCAACUUCUUCAGCAAGGUGAAACAGCUGCCACUGAUCAAGCCCUACCUGCGCUCAGUACAGAACCACAACAACAAAUCAGUCAAUGAAGCACUUAACAACCUCUUCAUCACAGAGGAGGAUUAUCAGGCACUGAGGACAUCAAUAGAUGCCUACGACAACUUCGACAACAUCUCACUGGCCCAGCGUCUGGAGAAACACGAGCUGAUCGAGUUUAGGAGAAUUGCUGCCUACCUCUUCAAAGGCAACAACCGCUGGAAACAGAGCGUGGAGCUGUGCAAGAAGGACAAGCUCUACAAGGAUGCCAUGCAGUACGCGUCAGAGUCCAAGGACACAGAGCUAGCAGAGGAGCUGCUGUCCUGGUUCCUAGAGGAGGACAAGAAGGAGUGUUUUGCUGCCUGCUUGUUCACCUGCUACGACCUGCUGCGGCCCGACGUGGUGCUCGAGACCACCUGGAGGCACAACAUCAUGGACUUUUCUAUGCCAUAUUUCAUUCAGGUCAUGAGGGAGUACCUCAGCAAGGUAGAUAAACUUGAAACCUCAGAGUCCGUACGGAAAGAAGAGGAGCAGGCAACAGAGACGCAACCCAUCGUCUACGGCACACCCCAGCUGAUGCUGACAGCAGGCCCCAGCGUACCUGUGCCCCCUCAGCAACCAUACGGCUACGGCUACCAGCAGGCGCCUGCAGGAUACCCUCAGGCGCCAGCAGCUCAGCCAGGCUUCGGCUACGGCAUGUAAAGACCCCCUCUCCCCCCCCGGAACCCUUCUCUCCACAUGCAGGCUGGAGCUACCAUCCAUCCAUCUCCCACAGUCCUUCACCAGACCAUUAUUGUCUCACCCUGCCUUUCACAAGGAGUGUGAGAUAAUACAGAGAAACCCCCAUCCCCUUUUUUUUCUUUUUUUUUCUUUUUUUAAACUUUUUCUUCCCUUUUAAAACUGUCAUGAAGGACUCAGUUUUAUUUCAGUUUUCAAAGAAAAAAAGAAUGAAUCACAAAGAUUAAUUUUCUCACAUUCCGUAUUUACUAGAUUAAUUUCUUUUUGUCUAUUUUAUUUGAAUAGGAAAAGGUUUAUGUACAAUGGGAGGGUGGGCUUAUGAGAAGAGCUAGUCCUCUUCUCUGUUUAAAAAAAAAAAGAAAAAAAAAAGGUCUGUUGUGAAGCAUCUGAUUUGCACUCUGUAGUGAGAAGAAAUUAAUGUAGAACCUCUUCCUUUUGAUGUGUGUGAGCAGCUUCUUCUGUCUGACUGUAAAAUGCAUUUAAUUAUUGUAUAUUCAGACACAAAAAAAACAAACGCUUCUAUGUUCCUCUAUAUUUGAACAUGAGACCGCCGCUUUCCAUGACCACAAUCCUGAAACACUACGUCGCACAUACGUGUCCCCACAAACACACAGACACACAGACACACACACACACACAAACACACACACACACACACACACACACACACACACACACACACACACACACACACACACACACACACACACUCUUCAGGGCUGAUUCUUGAAGGAAACAGAGUAUUUUACAUACGAUUCUCAGGAAAGUUUGACACUUUCCUGAAAAGCCUAUGCAGGACUCUCCCAACUAAUUUGCAGACGUCAUUUUCCAUACGCUUGAAAUACUACUUUAACGCGGGACCAUUCCACUUCAGGAGGGACUUGCAUACCUGUUUGUGUUUGACUAACAUGCCCCAUGCCACCCCCCUCCUCUGUAUGCUGCGGUUUGUUUCAUGCAGAAUAUCAUUUGAGGUCACUGUUCCCGAGUGUGCAGGAGAGAUAUAUUUCAAAGUGAACUCUCCUGACCUCCUGCUGAGGGAGUUUCCCUUAAAACCUCUCGCAGUCGACCCGCUAGUUCAAUUGAGAACCGUCAUCACAGGACUUGUGGUAAAUUUGAAGUUUUAAAGGCUUGCGUGUAUACAGGAAAAUCAAUCAUUAACUCCUUUUGAACUUAUAUUCGUAUCUAAAAUUACCUUAGAUUUAAAUUGUGCACUUAAGAUACUUGAUUGUGCAUAAUCAGGAUCAUAAUGAAUGAAACAGCGGUUUUGUUUUCCACUUAAAAAAAAUAAAAAAUAAAAUAAAGGCUUCUUGUUUGUCAAGAACAGUCUGGUUGUGUCUUGCAUGUGCUGUUUGGUGCAGGAUGUGAACACAGUGGAGGUAUAGGUCACAUUAGUCUGCCGUCCAAUGAAGUGAAAAAGCCAUUCACUCGGCUCCACAAAGAGGGGAAGUGAUGUCAUGGGUAUGAUAUGUGUGACAAAUAAAUACUGAGCAGAGCGAUCAUGGACUGUUAAGUGUAUGAAAGAGUCUGAUAGUGUAAGAUUGUAAAGAAAAAAAAUGUGAUGACACUGCUAAAAAUAAUCAGUUUUCAAACAUGCUGCAUCAGUGUUUCUGUUACUUGAAGGGUAGAAGUCAACUCUGACCUGCAAGUUCACCGCAGCUGACCAGGAGAUCACAUCGAAACAGGAAACUCAAGUUUGAAUUUGAUUGGUUUAACUGAAUGAAUGUGUGAAUGCCUACAAAGACUAAUAAUAAUAAAAUCCUGUACAGUGUA